AUGUCCGAUGGCAGUGUUCACAAGGUCCAGAGCUCCAGAAGGGCACAUCCGACCUUUCAUUUUUUUGCCGGCCUGACCUCUGGCGUAUCAAGCGCCGUCCUACUGCAACCAGCCGACCUGCUAAAGACCAGAGUCCAGCAAUCACACUCCUCGUCCCUCCUCACCGUCUUGCGAUCGAUCCUCUCUGGUCCUCAUCCUGUAGCCGGUUUGUGGCGAGGGACCGUCCCUUCUGCGCUACGGACAGGCUUCGGAUCUGCCUUGUAUUUCACCUCGCUCAGCUCUUUGCGUCAAAUACUUGCCAACAACACUGUGAGGGGAACCGGAGAUGGAGCAUCCCUACAGAGAAAGAGCAGCUCAGUACUGCCAAAGCUUUCGAAUAUACAAAAUCUCAUAACGGGCGCAACCGCGAGAGUGUUUGCGGGACUCAUUAUCAUGCCGGUGACUGUGAUUAAGGUGCGCUACGAAUCAGACCUGUAUGCAUACAAGUCUGUGGCUUCUGCGACAAGAUCGAUUUUUGCGCAGGAAGGCCUGAAGGGAUUCUUCUCUGGCUUUGGCGCCACAGCCAUCCGGGACGCGCCGUAUGCAGGCUUAUACGUGCUCUUCUAUGAAGCAAGCAAAACACAUCUGAACAAAGUCUUCCCGCUCCAUACCGCGGCGACGAGUCACGACCAUACACGUCCUUCAGCAUCGACUGCGGCAUCGAUCAACGCUACAAGCGGCGUCAUCGCGGCAGGGCUAGCGACGAGCAUCACCAAUCCUUUCGAUGCUGUGAAGACGAGGUUGCAGCUGAUGCCACACAAGUAUGGGAAUACGUGGAAAGCGGCACGGUUGAUGCUCAAAGAGGAUGGAAUAAAAAGUUUUUUUGAUGGACUCGCAUUGAGGAUGGGCAGGAAGGCAAUGAGCUCCGCGCUGGCAUGGACCGUGUAUGAGGAGCUUAUAGGACGAGCAGAGCGCUUUGUCGCGAGGCAUGAUGAGGAGAGGGCGGCAGUGUGA
This is a messenger RNA of Fonsecaea nubica, 993 nucleotides long. RefSeq lists its product as hypothetical. Lineage: Eukaryota; Fungi; Ascomycota; Eurotiomycetes; Chaetothyriales; Herpotrichiellaceae. The coding region runs from base 1 to 993 and encodes 330 amino acids. The record is from RefSeq and is a predicted model, not a curated record. Gene Ontology annotation, cellular component: mitochondrion; mitochondrial inner membrane. The transcript has a single exon. Gene Ontology annotation, biological process: glycine import into mitochondrion. Gene Ontology annotation, molecular function: glycine transmembrane transporter activity.